AAAGCACUUUCAUUCAGGGUUGACCACUGUUCAUAGUCCUUCACUCACCUGUACUCCCUCAUCAUUUCUUCGCCCUCUCCAAUCAAAACCCGCCACGACAUGAACCCCACCUAAUUAUGAUUAAUGAACAUUCAUUAAAACAUAAUUCUAGUCCAUAAAAAACGCUUUUUGCGUCGCCAUUAGUUAGUAUUUGAAGUCGUACGACGUUUAUGUAGCCUUCCCAACCAUUUUCUCUCUCUAGGUAAGUGUUCAAGUAUCAACUUCCUCCGUAUAGUCUCAUCAGAAAGCCCAACACGAUGUAUGCUUCGGGACUGUUUUUCUUAAUCUUUGUUCCUAGCUUCGUUUUGUCUCAGAAGACAACAGCCGUCCAUCACUGCCCUUCAUCGUGUGGCGGGAGCGGCCUCUCGGUACAGUUCCCGUUCCGGCUCAACCAGAGCCGCUGCGGCUACCCUAGGUUCGACCUCUCUUGCAAUAGCCAGCGCCAGACCAUCCUCACCCUCCCACUCUCCGGCAGCUUCGUCGUCCAGAACAUUGACUACGCUGCUCAGGCCAUCUAUCUCAACGAUGGCGGCAACUGCCUCCCGAGCCGGCUCCUGAACUUCAAGCUCGACGGCUCGCCGUUCAGGGCUCCGUCGCGCAAGAACUUCACGCUCGUGAACUGCUCCAGCGACGCGGUGCUGGCGGCGAGGGCGGCGAUGCCUACGCUGCUGGAGAUCCAGUGCAUGAGCGGCGGGGACUACACGGUGAUGUCGGUGCAGAGCCAGUUCUAUGGCGGGCACGGGUCGCACGCGUGCGACGAGAUCGGGACCGUCAGCGUGCCGCUGAUGUGGCAGUUCACGUCGGAUCUGCACGAGGACGUGAGGCUCGCAUGGCGAGAGCCGGACUGCAAGUCGUGCUUGGCGCGUGGCGGGACGUGCGGCUUGAGGAACGGCUCUGGUUUGGAGAUCGCCUGCACAAAUGUUCCGAGCACCGGUCUUCCAAGGAGUGCCAAGUACGGCAUAAUCAUAGGCCUCGGCAUCCCGGCCCUCCUGUGCCUCAUCGGGCUCGGCGGCUACGUAUGCGGCCUGAUAAGCACUUACAUACGGCGGCGACACCGACGAGAAGAAACCAACACAGACUUCCCCACCGUGAUUGUUGUCCCCCGGUCCUUUGCCAUGAUGGGACUCGACGGGCCGACCAUUGAGUCCUACCCAAAGACGCUGCUCAGUGCGAGCCGUCGCUUGCCUAAGCCCAGCGACAACACUUGCCCGAUAUGCUUGUGCGAGUACCAGCCCGAGGAGGUGUUACGGACCAUACCCGAGUGCGAUCACUAUUUCCAUGCGGAUUGCAUCGACGAGUGGCUUAAGAUGAAUGCCACGUGCCCAUUGUGCCGGAAUACGCCAGAUGAGUCCACUUUGGUCACACCUUCGGUUGCGUCGCGAUCGUCAUCGUUGCCUUCGACAUCAACUUAGGAUGGCAUGGAGCUUGCCGUCUGUAUAUAUUCAGAUCACUAUGGCUUAAGAAUUCUCAUGUUCUUUAGAU
This is a messenger RNA of Syzygium oleosum, 1521 nucleotides long. Its product is annotated as putative RING-H2 finger protein ATL21B. Gene Ontology annotation, molecular function: polysaccharide binding. NCBI's taxonomy places the organism in Eukaryota, Viridiplantae, Streptophyta, Magnoliopsida, Myrtales, Myrtaceae. Bases 297 to 1451 code for a protein of 384 amino acids. The record is from RefSeq and is a predicted model, not a curated record. The transcript has 2 exons.